Messenger RNA from Polychytrium aggregatum, 1293 nucleotides. RefSeq names its product DHHC palmitoyltransferase-domain-containing protein. Gene Ontology annotation, molecular function: palmitoyltransferase activity. Bases 24 to 1061 code for a protein of 345 amino acids. The record is from RefSeq and is a predicted model, not a curated record. The transcript is spliced from 6 exons. Lineage: Eukaryota; Fungi; Chytridiomycota; Chytridiomycetes; Polychytriales.
CUCUGUCAUUCCGGCCAGGCUCCAUGAUCCGGCCAAGCCCCAUGAUCCGGCUGCCGCGCAUCGUCUCCUUUGGCUCGACGAGGCUCGCUCUGAGACCUGCGGCCUCGGCUGCGCUCGGGAAGCUGCUGUCGCCGUGGGUUCUCUGCGUGCUUGUUGGCAUCGUUCUCCUCUCGGUGUCCACCCAGCGCUUCGUCCUGGGGGAUUGGUUCCGCUCGACCGGCUGGACUCGAUUCGUCGCCCUGGUUGGAUUCAAUCUAUGUGUCGCAAUGGUGCUAUGCAACUAUGUCCUCUGUGUCUUCACGCAUCCGGGAUCCGUCGAUCGGAGCUGGGAGCCAGCAGGCCUUGAGGGCUUCGGUACGAUCGACCCGACAUGCGAACAUUACGUCGAGAUCAAAUCGGAUUCAGAUAGUCGCCCGCGUUUCUGCAAAACCUGCUCGGUCUUCAAACCCCCACGAGCCCAUCAUUGCCGCCAGUGCCGGAGCUGCAUCCUGCGGAUGGAUCAUCACUGCCCAUGGAUUGAAAACUGCGUGGGCUUCUAUAAUCAAGGUCAUUUCGUGCGGUUUCUGGUCUAUGCGUCGCUCAGCUGCACGAUGUGUCUGGCAUUUGUGGUUCAGUACAUGUGGGGCUUCUUUGCAAGUGUCUUUCAGCAUCUUGCCAAGGGCUCUAAAGAUCCACCCGACGAGGGCCUAAGACUUUUGAUUGCGGGAAUCAACCUGCUGGUUCUGAUUCCUCUCACAUCCAUCGUCGUGAUGCUGACCUCGACUCAGCUCCAUUAUCUGGUAACCAACCAAACUACAAUCGAGUGUCUGGAGAAGGACGAGUUCAGUUUCGCCAAGAGCGGCAAGGUUUCCAAGCUGCGGCACCCGUUUCACAUCGGCUACUUUGAAAACAUCAAGGCCAUUCUCGGUGACAACAUCUGGCUCUGGUUGCUGCCUCAACGCAUGAAGGGCGAUCCCUACACUUAUCCGAUAGCAAUACUCGAGGACUCUGUGAUUGAGAGCCACAACAGCCGCAGCCCUGUAGCUGAGGAGCCGUUUGUGGGGCGGACCGAGCCGAGCUGAGCCGGUCGACUUGAGCUGCCAAGCUUAGAGCUUACUCUGUUCGAAAAGGGCCGCCCUGGUCUGAGCCAGGGUUGUUGUUGAUUCCCGCGCCUGAAUACACACAUUCACCACGGCCGAGCAGCGUGUCCAACCAGACUGGAACUGUGGUUAUCCUUUGAAUAUCUCUUGUGGAGGGAAGGGAAGAGAAGGGAUACUCAUCAAGUCCACGGAGACCCAGGUUCACCAAGUACUU